Molecule: messenger RNA, 1209 nt
Organism: Halteromyces radiatus
Lineage: Eukaryota; Fungi; Mucoromycota; Mucoromycetes; Mucorales; Cunninghamellaceae
Product: Der1-like family-domain-containing protein
Exons: 4
Coding region: 321-1106 (261 amino acids)
Biological process (GO): endoplasmic reticulum unfolded protein response
Cellular component (GO): Hrd1p ubiquitin ligase ERAD-L complex; endoplasmic reticulum membrane
Molecular function (GO): ubiquitin-specific protease binding; misfolded protein binding
Source: RefSeq, a predicted model, not a curated record
UUUCAAAAAAAAAAAAAAAAGGAGUACUUCAUAACCUUUGGUAUUCAUGAUUCGCUUUUCUCCAAUCAAUGACUUUUAUAUUAUACGAUAUAGCCGAAAGAUAUGCCGAAAGUUACCCUAUGAUUUUCAUUUAUAUUUUUUCUUCCUUUCCUUUGGUGAAAGAGGGAUGAUUAUCUUUUUCUUUUUUACGUGUCAGUAUCUGUUUCGAUUUGGUUUUGAUUCAACUUCGGCAUUUGAAUUCCUAUUUUUUUUUUUUUUUGUGAAAAAAAAAGAGACGCAUUUCUCACUGUUCUUUUCUUGGUCUUAUUGUUAUUUCAUUAAUGCCUCCUACACAACCACCUAGUGUACGCAAUGAAUUCAUUCAAUGGUAUAAUGAUAUACCUCCAAUCACAAGAACCAUGUUGACAAUGACUUCGGUGUUUAGCUUAAAUGCUAUAUUCCAAUUUGUUCGGUCUGAUAGACUUUAUCUCAUCUGGCCCUUGAUACUCCGGAAGUGGGAGCUUUGGCGUUUAGUGACCAACUUUUUUACAUGCCAUGUCGAUUUAACAUUCAUAUUCAAUCUUUACUUUAUGUAUACCUAUAGUGUCAAGUUGGAAACCGAAGUUUUUCAAGGUCAACCUGCUGACUAUGUCUAUUUCCUUCUUUUCAAUAGUGCUAUACAAUUACUAUUGGACAACUACUUUCAAAAAGUGUUUACUCUUAGUAGGGCAGUUGUACCAUCCAUUAUGUAUCUUUGGUCAAAACACAAUGCAGAUCAAGAAGUUAGUUUUAUGUUUGGUUUUCGAUUCAAGGCUAUUUUCUUACCAUGGGUAGUAGCUGCAUAUGAAUAUAUUGGUACUAGUGGAAUAAUUCCUUAUGCUACACUCUAUGGUAUAGCAUCAUCACAUCUUUAUUAUUAUUUUAAAACUGUGUAUCCAAGGACGGGAGGACGACAAUAUUUAACUACUCCUGGAUUUUUACAACGAUGGUUCCCUCCAACUAUUGGUAGUUAUCGAUCUUCUGGUGUAGGAUAUGUAUGGACAAAUAAUCAACAACGACAACGAACACAAGAACGAACUAAUAUCAUGGGUGGACAUAAUUGGGGACGAGGACAUAGACUUACAUGAUCCAAUUCUUUUUGAUAGUAAAAAUAUAUAGUUUAUCUUUUUUUUUUAUAUUCUUAUUUUAUUUUGUGAAAUAAAACCAGGUAUAUAUAUAUAAUAAUUGAAA